AGAUACGAGAAUUUAUUAAAAGCUGCUCAUUCAACUCCAGGCCACAAGGCGGCGACAUAAACCUCACUAGGUCUGUGUUCUACUCAGUAAAACCCAGUACGACAAAAUAAAAGGAAACCAGGAAAAAGGAGUCAGGUGGAUGAAACUGCAGCGCUCUCUGCUCUUCUAUGAGAGCUCAGCUGUUUUUGUCCCCUCACCAGACUUUAGCAACACAGAAUGGAGUUUGUGGAAUUGAUAAAGACCCCUCGGGUGGACGGUGUGGUCCUACACAGGCCCUUCCUACCCACUGUGGAGGGAACUCUGUGUUUAACAGGACACCACCUCAUCCUGUCCUCACGGCAGGAUAACACAGAGGAGCUCUGGCUGCUCCAUGCCAACAUCGACGCUAUUGAGAAGAGGUUUCUCGGCUCUCUCGGCUCAAUCAUCGUGAAAUGCAAGGACCUGAGGAUUAUUCAGUUGGACAUACCUGGCAUGGAGGAGUGCCUCAACAUUGCCAGCUCCAUUGAAGCGUUGUCCACCCUCGACUCGGUCUCCCUGAUGUAUCCCUUCUUCUACCGGCCCAUGUUUGAGGUCAUCGAUGACGGUUGGCGCUUGUUCUCACCAGAUGAGGCCUUCAAAGAUCUGGAGUCGAUGACAGAUGAAUGGAGACUUAGUGAAGUGAAUAAAGACUUCAUUGUUUGCCCCUCCUACCCUUCACUGGUGGCUGUCCCUAAGGAUAUAGAUGAUGACACACUGUGCAAAGCUGCUGCUUUUCGACAUGGCAGACGCUUCCCGGUGCUCAGCUACUACCACAAGAAGAACGGCAUGGUGAUGAUGCGAGCAGGACAGCCUCUGGUCGGCACAAACGGACGUCGCUGUAAGGAAGACGAGAAGUUGAUCAAUGCUACGCUACGUGCAGGGAAACGUGGCUACAUCAUCGACACCCGCACCCUUGCUGUAGCGCAGCAGGCUAAGACCCGCGGAGGCGGCUAUGAACAGGAGGCCAACUACCCACAGUGGAGGAGAAUCAACAAAGCUAUAGAGAGAUACAAUAUUCUACAAGAGAGCCUGAUAAAGCUGGUGGAGGCGUGUAACGACCACUCGAACAGCAUGGACCGCUGGCUUAGCAAACUGGAGGCCUCCAGCUGGCAGAGCCAUGUUAAAGAGAUCCUCACCACUGCCUGCCUGGCUGCUCAGUGCAUCGACAGAGAGGGUGCAUCGGUGCUAGUGCAUGGGACCGAGGGCACGGACUCCACACUUCAGGUCACGUCUUUAGCCCAGAUCAUAUUGGAUCCGGGCUGCAGGACAGUUCGUGGUUUCCAGGCCCUUGUGGAGCGUGAGUGGCUGCAGGCAGGUCACCCGUUCCAGCAUCGCUGUGCCCAGUCUGCGUACUCUAACGGGAAGCCGAGGAGUGAAGCGCCUGUGUUCUUGCUCUUUCUAGAUUGUGUGUGGCAGAUCCUGCGGCAGUUUCCUUGCUCCUUCGAAUUUAAUGAAAUCUUUCUGGUCACGCUGUUUGAACACGCUUAUGCCUCUCAGUUUGGCACUUUUCUGGGAAACAGCGCUGCAGAGAGGGUGAAGUUGGAGCUCUGUCAAAAGACUGUGUCCCUGUGGUCAUGGAUGAACAGGCCUCAGGAGCUGGAACGCUUCCGUAACCCGCUCUACGAGGCCAACAGCCUUGUGAUCUGGCCAUCUGUAGCUCCGCAGAGUCUGCUGCUGUGGGAGGGUGUGUUCCUACGCUGGAAUCGCUCAACUAAGUGUCUGGACGAGGCAUAUGAGGAGAUGGUCCAUAUUAUUGAAUACAAUAAGGAGCUACAGAAUAAAGUGAACAGCCUCAGGAGGCAGCUCGCUCAACUUGAAACCGAGGACGGCCCACUUCAGAAUCCAUAGACGUGCACCAUGAGCUUACAGAGCAAUCUGCACAGAGCUUUGGAGUUCCUAUUCAGCACUACUGAAAUUUAUUCUGACCCCUGCAUGCAUGUAUACACUUGCACAUGUUCACACACACACACACACACACACACACACACACACACACACACACACACACACAAAACGUCUAAAAAUAAUCCAUCUGUGUGAUCUUUUUUUUUUCCCUAGUAGUUCCUGUUGGCCUUCACUCCUUGUCAUUUCAGGUGCUUAUACACUCUCAGUAAAAGGCUAUGAUAAAUAUAUAUUGUGUAAAUAUACACACACUUAUGUUUGUGGCUGUUUAGCAACAUUCAUACACUAAUAGAAACAUAUCAAAGUUUCGAAGCGGCCAGUUCUUUGACAUGUUGUGGUUAAUAUCAGCAGCUGGACUAAAUCGUGCAAUUAUUUUUACUUAUUUUCAUAUAAAUGGAGGCCUAUAAUGGUCAUUGUUUGCUCAGAAGUUGCUCUGAAAUCUUGUUGUAGAACAAUAGUGAAUAAUUUAGCACUGUAAAGAAAUUUAUUUUAUAAGGGAAAAAAUGCUCGCUUAAGUUUGGGAAGCAGGAACUGUACAAUGAAACGUGACCUGUGGCUGUUGCACCUUUUGGUUCAAAGAGCCAUAGUGUCCUGGAGCAUACACAUUGUAUAACAGUAAUCGGUUAUCAAUUUAAAGUGCAAGUCCCUUUUGUCUGUACAGUAUUGUAUCUGCGCAGUAGACCUUGCACAUUAAACAGCUUUUUAAUUUGGUGGCAGUGAAUAAUUUGUCUGUUCCAUAAGAUUAGAGGUAAUGGUUUAAAACCAGGUUUAAAAUACUAAACUGUUUUAAGACAUUUCUGUCCUCACCACGUGUAUGAAGGACACAUCAUUUCUACAGUUUGGCCAUUUUGCUUCUGGACAGCAUAUGGACAGUUUUGUAUGUAUGACACAAAGAGUGUAGUCUGGAAGUUUUUCCAUGUCUGUGAAAUGUAACACGCUCUAUAUCUACUGUUUGGAUGCAGGCUUUUUGUGUUGUACUGUACAUGUUCACUGUUUACUCCAAACAUUUUCUGUAACAUGCAUUUUUUUUUUUUACCUUACUGUUAUAAAAGUCUUCAGUGCAAUGCUUUACUGAGAAAGUGAACAUGCUCUUUGUACCGUCAUAACUGUUGUUUUAUGUCGUAUUCUUUGGGCAUUAAAUGUUCUGUAGCCAGUUUAAUACAAAACACGAGUAAAACAAACCUUUAAUAAAGUUAUAACAUGA
Messenger RNA from Tachysurus fulvidraco (yellow catfish), 3124 nucleotides. It is a transcript of the gene mtmr9, whose product is annotated as myotubularin related protein 9. NCBI's taxonomy places the organism in Eukaryota, Metazoa, Chordata, Actinopteri, Siluriformes, Bagridae. The record is from RefSeq and is a predicted model, not a curated record. Gene Ontology annotation, biological process: negative regulation of autophagy. Bases 217 to 1866 code for a protein of 549 amino acids. The transcript is spliced from 11 exons.